AUGGAAAUGGAGCCCUGGUACCCGACCGACUUUAAGCUAGCACUGAGCAACACAAUCUCCAAAGACGAUGUCACCAUCUUCCACCAGCAACCAGGUAGCUCCCCGCGCUUUGUAUACGGAGUCUUGAUGCUUCCAACGGUUCUGAAAUACUAUAUCAGCAUCGACCAAUGCUACGAGAUCCACACAUCCAUGACCCAGGCCACAUUGCCCGGCUAUCAAUUAUAUCAAUUCGCCGAAUCAAGUUCGCCAGUUCUCGCCCCUUCGACGAAUCCAAAAGAUAUUGUGGAGGGGAUGCUUAUUUUCAAUCUCGAUGAGCAACAACGUAAUGCCCUCUACGAAUUCGAAGCAGGGUUAAUGUGCCUGACCAAUGUCCAGGUUGAAAUUUGCCAGAAAGAUACGGAUCAAAUGCACCACCUCCGCACUGUGGAUGCUGGGGCAUUCACUUGGACCAAAUCCACGCAGGGAAUGACCAGAAUUCCUGGCUCGUCAUGGAGUGUGAGAGACUUUUUGCAAAGCCCAUUCUAUCAGCACAUGUCUCAAUCACAAGGUCGAUCCAGUCUUGGGAGCCGCGAUUAUUAG
Molecule: messenger RNA, 579 nt
Organism: Penicillium pulvis
Lineage: Eukaryota; Fungi; Ascomycota; Eurotiomycetes; Eurotiales; Aspergillaceae
Product: gamma-glutamylcyclotransferase family protein
Exons: 2
Coding region: 1-579 (192 amino acids)
Source: RefSeq, a predicted model, not a curated record